This is a messenger RNA of Centruroides sculpturatus (bark scorpion), 2248 nucleotides long. RefSeq lists its product as uncharacterized. The transcript has 2 exons. Lineage: Eukaryota; Metazoa; Arthropoda; Arachnida; Scorpiones; Buthidae. The record is from RefSeq and is a predicted model, not a curated record. The coding region runs from base 31 to 2214 and encodes 727 amino acids.
GCUAACGAAACAUCAAUUAGAAAAAAGAAAAUGGAGAAAUCUAAUGAUUUAUCAAACGACAAAAUAAGAAUUUUAAAACGCUUAAAGAAUAUUGGACAGGAAAUGACCGAAGAAGAUAAAACUGAACAGAAUGGAAGAAACGACUCAGGAAAUUUAGAAUCUUCACCUUCAUCUAGUAAGAUAGGAAUUUCGAAUAUAAAUGCUAUAACUAAAGGAGAAGUCGAUUCUGAAGAUUCUGAAAGUCAUUCGCUUACUUCUAGCCUAGAGUUUCUGCAUAAAGAAUUUGAUCGUAACUCGAAUUAUUCAAAACGAACCCCAAAAUUACAGGAAAAUCUAAAAUAUAUUUCAGAAAACUCAAAUCAAUCUAACGAGACAGUAAUUAGAAGAAUAAAAUCGUAUCUGUCAAAAAGUAAUUUGGACAGCAAGAAAAAGCAGAAACUGUUCCAAAAUUUAUUUUUAACUUUUAAAAAUUUGUUAGAAGAGGAAAAGAAUAAAGAAACGAGUGACAAACAAUAUAAUGAUGGAACUGAAAAUCAGUCGUUAAAGCUAGAAGAUGGCAAUGCGAAUUCUGUAAUUAAUAAACCUGUAAAUAUACUUCAAGCUGAAGAAAAUAGAAUUUCAUCCACUUUUGAAAGUAAAGAGUGGUGUAAGCAGUCUUCUGGAAAUGAAGUUAAAUUGAAGAAUUUAAUGAAUUUAGAAAAACAUAAUUUAACGAAACCUAAAUUACCGCAAAGAAAAAAAUUCGACAGAAAUAACUACAAUUCAGAAAAUUCUGAAAGUUCCAGCGAUACCGCAAAAAAUCAAGAAACAGUGGUAUAUAAAAAUUCGGAAUUAUCAGUUUUGCCUGUAUUGAAACAACCAACUCCUUUUUAUCACAUAGGCAAGAAUAUCCUUAGCAUCGAUACUGAAACAGUUCCUUCAGUUUAUGGUAAUAAAGGCAAGAAUUUGAAAUCUGUCAUUUUGAAGAUAGAACCAACAGAUGCGGAUGAUAAUUCACAACCUGUUAGAAUCGAAGUGAGUCAAGUUUCUCCAGAGGAAAAGAACUUUAAAAACUCCUCCAUAGGAAAUGUAUUAGCUCCUUUCACAAAGGAAGAUACUAAUGUAAUUUUGUUACCUUCAGAAAAUCGUGAUCUGACACAGGAAAUGGAUGAUACAAAACAUGUGCCACUUAAUAAUUACAAAUAUGUCAGUAAACAAUCUAGUACGAUUUUUCCUAUAAAUAAAAUUCUCGCCUCAGGAGGACUCACGAAGAAGCCUACUGUUAUUGCUAUAUCAGCAACGGAAGACCUUCAAGAGAGAAAAAUAUCAGAGAAUGGAUCAACGAUUUUAAUUGUUCCUCCACUUCGGGAAUUUCAAAACUUAAAUGUAGAGGAUUCAUCCCAACAGAAAUGGGUUAAAAUGGCCAAAAAAAUCGCCGAGACAUUGCCUCCUUCUGGAAAAGAACAACCUAUGAUUGUAGUUUUGCCUUCAGAUAACAAAUGUGACGAUUUCGAAGAAAUUGUCCAAUCUCUCGUUUUUACGUCAUCUUUAUCGGAACAGAUUCAAGAAGGAGAAACAAUUCAUGACUUUUCAUAUACAAAUGCAAGUACCGAAUUACCAACAGUAGUAGUACUUCCAUCCAAAUCGCAGCAUACUCUAGUUAAAAUUAAUACAGAAAAUCCUAGAGUACCAAAGGUACAGAAAAAUUAUGAAUAUCCACUUGGUUCUGUAUCAAUGGAUAAUUUUAAAGACAAACGGAUUGCUGUGGAGCACCCUCUAAUGCCAAUUAAUCAGAAAGAUCCAGAGUAUCUUGUCGAAGCAAAACAUCCUGGAGUACGUAAGAUGCAAAAGACUCCAGAACAUUCAUCCGGUUCAAAAAAUGUAAACAAUCCUUCAUCAGAAGAUGAGAGUGUAUCAUUUCAAGAUACAAAACAGAACGUCUCAGAUCCACUUUCCGCUUCGCUUGGAUUCGAUUCCAGCGGUUUGCCCCCGCUAAAAAUUGAAAUUGGAAGAAAUGUCAAAGGAAAGAAAAAGCCGAAAGGAAAACUAAAAAGUAAAUUUACGGAUGAUACGACUUACGGUGAAAAAUUGACAGAGCAGUAUAAAUGGAGAAUGGCUAUGGCAGCGGUUGAAGAGGGAGUUGAAGAAACAAUCGAGGAUUGUUUAAUGGUUGCGUUGAAUCAGAAGAAAGAUAAAAGAGAGAAAUUGGUAGAGAGGAUGGCAUUUCCAAAAUAAAAUAUUCGUAUUGAAUUAAUUUAUUGUUAAAUAU